AUGAUUAUUGACGUAGGAUCUCACCCGCUUGACCCUCUCACUCCUAACGAGAUAUCUCAGACUGCUGACCAUGUGCGGUCUGCCUUUACGGGCAAAGAUGCGUACUUUCGAGUGCUUACGCUUUCGGAGCCGCCAAAGGAGGAGAUGAUACGCUUCCUGGAAGAUGAACAUCAUGGGGCACAAUCCCUGUCAGCUCCCGCACGGGUAGCCAUGGUGCAAGUCUUUCUCGGUCCCAGAGAUAGUGACCAUUUCUAUCAGCUCAAGGUCGAUGUUUCUUCUGGCAAGAUUCUAGAAGAACGUCAACUCAAAGGCUGCCAUCCUCAUGUCGAUGCAACCGAUAUGCGGAAGGCUGAGCAGGAAUGUCUCAAGGACCCAGAGGUGCAGGCAGCCAUCAAAUCCAUGCAUCUUCCAGAAGGUGCGACUAUCAACAUCGAACCAUGGACUUAUGGGACAGACGGCAUGAAUGAUAUGAGCCAGAAGAUCACCAUGUGUUACUUCUACAUGAAGCUGAUAAGCCAUCCUGAUGCAAACCACUAUGCUUACCCUCUGGAUCUAUGCGUCGAAAUGUCAGGAGACGCCAAGGUCCUCAAGAUAUAUUACCUUCCAUUUGGUACUGGGAACGACAUCAGCGAAGCUGCUCAGGCGUAUGACUCGAAGAAAGUCCACGGUGCCGAAAUCGAGUAUCAUCCGGACUUGGUUAAGAACCACCGCACGACCACGAAGCCUUAUCACGUCUCUCAACCCGAAGGUCCCUCGUUUGAGGUUGAUGGGAACUUGAUUCAGUGGGAAAAAUGGAGAUUUCGUGUAGGCUUCAAUUACCGCGAAGGUCUGACCUUGCACGAUGUGAGAUACGAUGGCCGGAGUCUCUUCUACCGUCUGUCUCUUUCAGAAAUGUUUGUCCCUUACGCCGACCCUCGCAUGCCGUAUGCUCGCAAGGCAGCAUUUGACUUAGGCAGUGACGGCGCCGGGGUUUGCGCGAAUGACCUGAAAUUAGGCUGCGAUUGUCUGGGCCACAUCAAGUAUUUUGAUGGUUGGCAUACCACAACCGACGGGACCCCGAUCAAACUGCCAAACGCUGUAUGCUGUCACGAAGCCGACGAUGGCAUUCUCUGGAAGCAUACCAACUUCCGCACCGGACAUGCUGUCGUCACUCGGUCGCGGAUCCUGAUACUGCAGACGAUCAUCACUGUGAGCAAUUAUGAGUAUAUCUUUGCUUUCCAAUUUGGCCAGGAUGCGUCAUUGAACUACGAGGUUCGCGCGACAGGGAUCGUCUCAACUGUUCCAAUUAGUGUUGGCGACAAGGUACCAUUUGGGACGGUCGUCGCACCAGGUGUCAUGGCGCCAUAUCACCAGCACUUAUUCUCCCUGCGCAUCGAUCCGGCUGUUGAAGGUUACAAGAAUUCGCUGUUGGUGGAGGAGUCGCAUCCUAUGCCCAUUCAAGAUCCGAAAGUCCACAAUCCAUUCGGCAUCGGAUAUACAACAGAGUCGCAGAUUGUUCAGAGCGAGAGUGGCCUCGACCUCGAUCACUCUGUGGGCCGGGUGUUCAAGAUCGUCAACGAAGAUGUCAUCAAUCCAGUCACAGGCAGUCCGGUCGGGUACAAGCUUGCGCCGUCUUACAGCCAGCUGGUACUGGCGCACCCCUCGUCAUACCACGCCAAAAGGUCGGAGUUCGGCGAGCAUGCAGUAUGGGUCACGCGCCAUAGUGACGAAGAGCUGUUUGCCUCGGGUCAACAUACCAUGCAAUCGAUGGGCGGGCAGGGGAUUGCCUCCUGGAUCAAAGAGCGUCGCGAGAAGGGGCAGGAGACGAGUGUGAGGAAGGAAGACAUUGUUAUCUGGCAUACGUUCGGAUCGACACACAAUCCGCGAGCCGAAGACUGGCCCGUGAUGCCGGUCGAGAAAAUGACUGUUGGACUGAAACCGAUCAACUUCUUCACAGCAAAUCCUGCCAUAGAUGUCGCUGUGUCGACACAGGAGAAGAACCAGAGCGUCCUUGUUGACGGUGUCUCUAAGAUGAAUGGUCAUUGCUCGUAGUCGAUGAGGUCCGACAUUAACGAGUCUCUGGAGGAGCUCAAAGAACACAUACACGCAUAGAUUGAAUAGAGCCUUCCUAGACCUGAGUAUACUGCAAAGAAGAUUAGAGCGAGCGUGGGCAUGCCUACCUAGUGAUCAAUGGAUUGAGUAUGGUCUGACAAUGAGAGGACUCCACAUGUCGCGUCCACGCCAAGAGCGAUGGCCUCGACUCAGCUUACUAGCACACGAAUUGCCA
Molecule: messenger RNA, 2266 nt
Organism: Exophiala viscosa
Lineage: Eukaryota; Fungi; Ascomycota; Eurotiomycetes; Chaetothyriales; Herpotrichiellaceae
Product: primary-amine oxidase
Exons: 4
Coding region: 1-2031 (676 amino acids)
Biological process (GO): amine metabolic process
Molecular function (GO): copper ion binding; primary methylamine oxidase activity; quinone binding
Source: RefSeq, a predicted model, not a curated record